UUCCAUGGGUCAAGUUUGGCUUGACCGAGGCGGAGUACAAGGUCCGCGGCCGCUACGGCAGAUGCUAUUGGUGCAACAGCACCAAGCACAAGACCUCCCUGUGCCAAGAUCAGGGCAAGGAGGAUGUGUGACCCCGCCUCAGCUCGGGAAACUGAACUCCGCGGAAGGUGAGGCGACUCCACCUUCUACGCCGCCAGAUUCGGCCGCCUUGCUAGCGGCCUCCUGCACAUCUGGGGAGGAUGCGAAUGUCGUAAGUCCUCGGUAUACUUACGAGGAUUAUGCUGUCCACUUGGUUCCACCGCUGGACCAACCGCUCCACGUGCAACAGUCCACCGCAUGCACGGUUUCAUCACCAUCGGCAACCGAUUCGGCAGCUUCGCCGCAAUCUAUCGCCGGGGAUUCGACGUCAUGGUCAAGACUUGAAGAGCUCGACCAAUUGACGUUCACGGACUUCCAGUGGAUGCCCGUUCCCUCGACCGGACGAUUGCCGAAACCGCAUUGCAUCGUGCUUAUGGCACAAUUGCAGGACUACUUGCACACUGCAGUACCAGCUCCGUUGAUGGACGCCGGAGCAAAGGUUGUCGACCUUCACGCUUUCAUCGCGAAGAUCGACCGCGAGUUCAAGACGCAACGGUACGACGACAUCGACGCACCAUUGCUAUACRUACGCAYUCAGAUCGGARAGGCGACCUGCAGUGCCUUGAUCGAUUGCGGAGCAUCUCGCAACUACAUCAGCCAGGACUUCAUGGUACGCGCCGGCCUUGGCCCACGUGUCCGGAGGAGGUCCCAGCCUACGCAAGUCACUCUGACAGACGGUCAUACGCACAAGUCCAUCAACUGGUGCAUUGACGUCGUCCCAGUGUACUUUGCCCCCCACGCAAGUGAGGCGGUGUCCUUUGACAUUCUGAACACCAAAUUCGACAUGAUCUUGGGCAUGUCAUGGCUGCGAAGCAAGGAUCACCCGGUGAACUUCUUCAACCGCACCGUUCAUGUGUGACACAGGGGUACUUGCCCCUAAUAAUAAUAAUAAUAAUAAUAAUAAUAAUAAUAAUAAUAAUAAUAAAGUUUGCGUUCAAGU
Chara braunii is the source of this 1078-nucleotide messenger RNA. The record is from the annotation of a GenBank genome assembly. NCBI's taxonomy places the organism in Eukaryota, Viridiplantae, Streptophyta, Charophyceae, Charales, Characeae.